Molecule: messenger RNA, 2073 nt
Organism: Cladocopium goreaui
Lineage: Eukaryota; Dinophyceae; Suessiales; Symbiodiniaceae
Source: the annotation of a GenBank genome assembly
AUGUCUAUGCCUAUGCAGCCUCUACGGAUGGAAGCUAGUCUGAACUUGAAUCCUGUGGGGCCAAGAUUGCUGUCAGACAAAGACGAUCCGGAAGUGCAAUCCUCGGCCAGCGAGACAAAAAGGGCACGACCGCAAACAGGUGAUGAUGGAGAACCGACGAUUCAAGUCACCUUGGUGGCUGACUACAACGCCGUCUUCCAGCGCCUCCAGACGGGCUCGCAGGUGGACGAUGCUUUGGACGCCUUGGAGGUGAUUGCACCGAAAUGUCCGGAUAAGUCGCUACCGGCUCUGGCAAAAUAUCUGCGGAGUGAGACUGAGCGCUACCGAGAGAAGUCACUGAAGGUCGUGAAGGGCGCGUUCCAGGAAGGCGACCUGUCAGUGGCUGAAGCAUUGGCGCAGCACUUUCAGAAUUUCUACAAGAACGAGUCGGAGGAGGCUUUGGAGGCGCUGGAGCACUUGGGGCCCGCGAAUCGCCGGGCCAUGAAGUGCAUCAUCACGGGCAUGAACUGCGUACGAAGGGAAGUGAGGGCAUAUGUACCUCGACGGAAAAUCAAACGGGUCAAGCCGCAGGUGAAAUACGACGACACAGAUGACAGUCAUGCCUUUCGUGAGUUGUGCCUGGACAUCUUCAAACAGGUGGAGCCAGAACUCGACACCAAUGAGGUCAUUGACGAUGUCAUGGAAGCCGCCGUGGAGGGCACCAAGAUCAAGUUUGGAACCCGCGGUGCCCCCGAGGGCAUGCAGAAAGAAGUGCUGGACGCAUUAGCAAUAGUUGCCCCGCGCAACUAUGACUAUGCUCUGUCUCUGGUCUUGAACAGGAUCAAUCCUUCUGAGGGGCAGCCGCAGAAGCUCUUAGUGUCCAGCGCCACAAAAGCCGCCAGCAGCUUCGCGCAGAAGGAAGAUCCAAAGCUGCUGGAAGCAUUGGCAGCCUGCGCCCAAAAUCCGGAGAUAGAAUGGGAGAUGCCUCAUUUGAUCGUCGUGGCCGAAAGCUACCAGCAGAUCUCCGCCUCCACUUCUCCCUUCAUCGAAACGAUCUUGCAACUCUUGGGCCAGGAGCCGAGUGAGGAGGCGAUUGCCAUCGAUCUGUUGGCCAAGUUGGCGCCAAAAGACCAUGAGGAAGUGAUCAAGCGAAUGCAAAGGUACCUUAGAGAGGCUCAUGAGAAGAUCCAUUACGAUGGCCCUGCGGUGGUGAGAGCAGCGGUGCAGUGCUUGGAACAAGUCGCCUCGGAUCAGUCGCUUGUGGAGAAGGCCUACGAAAGACUCAUCAACGUGCUGAUCCACCGUUGCUGCGGUUCUAUUGCAGCCAACGGCAUGGACUAUGGUUGGGUCAAGCGAGGCCGGAGACCGUCAAAAACACACAUGUUCUUGAUGGAGGUAGCAGAGAAACGAGGAGGUGUCAAGAACAUCCAGCUGUGGAACAUCGCUUCUGGCUUCAGCAGCACUAUCACGGAUGUCCGAUUUGAGUCUCUCAGGAUCUUCAAAAAGAUUUCGAAGUCGCCAGAGGCGCAGCCGGUCUUUGUUGCGUUCAAAGUUCUGGAUGACAAUUUCAGUGCUUUUGCCUGCUGCGCAGCCAUUGAUGCGCUUCUGCACACAGCUCCUCCCAAUCAACCAGAGGUGACGGACAGGCUUCUACUCCUCCUACAGAGCCCAGAAUGCGCAGUGAAAACUGCUGCCUUGGAAGCCUUGGCGAAAUACACCUCGCCUAAGACGUCUUUCAAAGAUCCUGCAGUGAAGUGUUUGGGCGACGCAGAUCCCUUUGUACGUCGAGCUGCAUUAAAGCGCUUGAUCGAGCUGGAGUUGCUGCAAAACGAAGACGUGGAUGGAAUCAUUUCGCAAUGCCUGGCUGAUUCCUCCUCAGAUGUGGUGAAGUUGACCUUGGAAAGCUUCCCAGGGAUGCAGUUGUCUAAGGAGGUGCUGGGGAAGGCUGCAGAGUUCAUGGAUCACGCAGAUCCGAUGCUUCGUUUGGAGGCCAAAAAGCUUUGCUCGGACUACGGCGUUGCGAAUGCUUUCAAGCCGCACCAUGUGUGGCCAGAGACAGACAAAGAUGUACGCGCUUGGGCCGGGAAUGCCUGA